AUGGUGCUGGGUGGUUGCCCGUUCGGUGGGCAGGCCUACAGUGACGUGGAGCACACUUCCGUCCAGUGCCGGGCCCUGGACGGAAUCGAAUGUGCCAGUCCCAGGACCUUCCUACGAGAGAAUAAACCUUGUAUAAAGUAUACCGGACACUACUUCAUAACCACUUUACUCUACUCUUUCUUCCUGGGAUGUUUUGGAGUGGAUCGUUUCUGCCUGGGACACACAGGCACAGCAGUCGGGAAGCUCUUGACACUUGGAGGACUUGGGAUUUGGUGGUUUGUCGACCUUAUUUUGCUCAUUACUGGAGGGCUGAUGCCAAGUGACGGCAGCAAUUGGUGCACUGUUUACUAAAAAGAGCUGCUCUUGUGGCCCAGAGAGGCAAGUCUCCUGAAUUCAUCUCUACAGGCUCAAAACUCUUCCUGAAUAUCAGACCUGACCAUUACUUUCCCUCUUUGGGGGGAGUGGGUUUGGUUAGGAAGGUUUCUUUGGACUGUGGAUUUUCAACCCAGACUUUACCUUGCAGACUAGAAAUGACAAACACAGUAUUGUGGGUAUCGAGUUUGUACCUUUCCUCGUGUACAAAAAAUAUAAAGGAGAGUGAUUAACUGAGAAGCUGCAGAAGAGUUUCCAUACUCUUUAUUUCUGUGUGUUGCUUUAUUAUCAAUCCUUUGGAACAAGUGGACCCAACAGGAUAAACAAAGUGAAUAUUUUUAGCCUUGUGCCUUUUGUGACCCUGAGUCUUCACGCGGUAGAGAUUGGAAGCCAAACCAAUGAACAUCUUCAGCAGAAGUAGAAACGGCGAUGGAUUUUAAUACACACUGAAAUUCUGACUUUCUGAAUUUAAAUUGCAGAAUAAAUGUUGCCCACCUGGAA
Hippopotamus amphibius kiboko is the source of this 873-nucleotide messenger RNA. Its product is annotated as TM2 domain-containing protein 2-like. The coding region runs from base 1 to 351 and encodes 116 amino acids. The record is from RefSeq and is a predicted model, not a curated record. The transcript has a single exon. NCBI's taxonomy places the organism in Eukaryota, Metazoa, Chordata, Mammalia, Artiodactyla, Hippopotamidae.